CUGAAUUUAGACAGCUCCUCAGGAUGUGAGCAAGGAGUGUAUACCACAGACGACAGCAGACGAUUGGAAACGCAACAUUGGCGAGUUUUGAGCAGGGAAUACACUGACAAUCUGGGGGUUUAGCAACCAGGGGAGUCCACAAUGACUUGGGGAACGGAGCUUUGGGACCAGUUUGAAAACCUUGACAAGCAUACUCAAUGGGGGAUCGACUUCCUAGAGAGGUAUGCAAAGUUUGUCAAGGAAAGGCUGGAGAUUGAACAGACCUAUGCAAAACAGUUAAGGAACCUGGUUAAGAAGUACUGUCCCAAGCGCUCCAAAGAUGAUGAACCUAGGUUCUCGUCGUGCAUGUCCUUCUACUCCAUCCUGAAUGAGCUGAAUGACUACGCGGGGCAGAGGGAGGUAGUGGCCGAGGAGAUGGGACACAAUGUGUACGGAGAGCUGAUGAGGUAUUCACAGGACCUCAAGUCAGAGAGGAAACACCACCUUCAGGAGGGCAGGAAGGCCCAGCAGUAUCUGGACCAGUGUUGGAAACAUAUGGACAAUAGCAAGAAGAAGUUUGAGCGGGAGUGCAAGGAGGCAGAGAAAUCACAGAUCAGCUACGACAGGUUAGACAACGACAUCAACGCCACCAAGUCAGAGGUAGAAAAGGCAAAGUCCCAGUUGUACCUGCGCACACACUCGGCAGACGAGAGUAAGAACGAGUACGCCGCUCAGCUGCAGAACUUUAACGGGGAACAGUGGAAACAUUUCAAUGUGGCCAUUCCACAGAUAUUCAAGAACCUGCAGGACAUGGACGAGAGGCGGACAGUGAAGCUGGGAGAGACGUACCAGAGCUUUGCCGAAGUGGAGCGCAGAGUCGUCCCCAUCAUCUCCAAGUGUCUGGAGGGCAUGGUGACUGCUGCCAAGGCUGUGGACCAACGCAAGGACUCAGCGAUUGUAGUGGAGUCGUUUAAGUCAGGCUUUGAGCCUCCGGGGGACUUCCCAUUUGAGGACUACAGUCAGAACCUUUCCCGGACGGGCUCAGACAACACCAUCAGCACCCCCAAGAACGAGGGGGUGGUCAAGCCAGACCCCAAACACUCGAUUAGCAAGGUGGCCAAGAACAAACUGUGGCUCUUUGGGAAAAAGCCCAAGGCUCCGUCACUGGAGGACUUCAGCCAUCUGCCUCCCGAACAGAGACGCAAGAGGCUGCAGGCUCGGAUCGACGAGCUCAGCAAAGAACUACAGAAAGAGGUGGACCAAAGAGAUGCACUGAACAAGAUGAAGGAUGUGUAUGAGAAGAACCCUCAGAUGGGCGACCCACAGAGCCUCCAGCCCAAGAUCUCUGAGACCAUGUGCAACAUGGAGAAACUGCGCUCCGAGAUCCACAAGAAUGAGAGCUGGCUGUCAGAGGUGGAGGGGAAGGUGAGCACCAGAGGAGAUCGAAGACCCAGUGCCGACGUCAACCAUCACACACCCCAUGGCAGAGAGAGCCCUGAGGGCAGUUACACAGAUGACCCCAGCCAGGAGCACCGCAGCCCCCCUCACCAGCCAGACCCCCGACAGGCCCACCAGCCAGACCCCCGACAGGCCCACCAGCCAGACGAGUUUGAUGAUGAAUUUGACAACGACGACCCCCUCCCAGUCCUUGGCCACUGCAAAGCGCUCUACUCCUUUGAUGGUCAGAAUGAGGGAACACUGUUGAUGAAGGAGGACGACGUGCUGUACAUCAUCGAGGAGGACAAGGGCGACGGCUGGACGCGAGCCAGGAAGCAGAGCGGAGAGGAGGGCUAUGUGCCCACGUCCUACGUGGAGAUCGCCAUGGAGAAGAACAGCAAAGGUGCAGUCACCUACAUCUGAUCUGACCACCUGCAUGGACUCAUAUUAUAAGCCCUCUUCCUCUGGGGAGUGCUGGUCCGAACAGCAAGUCCUCUUUGUUCACUGUGUGAGCUCACGGACAAACAAACACUCUACAGUCCUGCUAUUGUCGUGACCCUCUAGGAGCUCAGUAUCAAUUAAUUAAGCCAUGUGUGUCUGUAGGACGACAUAUCCAUAGCCAUCAUGCUCUAUGGCAAGGGGACUCAUCACCCCUUAGGCCUGAUUAUUUUAUUUAAUAUUUCAAAAGUGAUUUGUUGUUUUUAGUUCAUGUAUCUUUUUUUGUAUUUUUUUUAGGUAGAUGAUGAAAUGCUCUUCUGGUUUUAAGAUCUUUGGAUCAAAGUGAUUUGGAAAAUAGGAAAAGUGACGUAUACAGAUUUGACCCAUUGUAUUGUCUAUAUGUUAUCACUCAGCUGUUGUGAGCCUGGUAUGUUAAGUACUCUGCUCCACCUAUUAAGACAGGAAUGCAGUAAUACGUCCCGGUAAGGAGUGGCCUAGUUUGUGCCUAUAUGACUCAUAUUUCCCACCACCAUACUACCCUUUAAGAUAAUUGUACACUUCUUCUCUCUUCCUUUGAUUUGUAUGUGUGUGUGUGUCACAACAAUGCUGCCCUCUGGUGGCCAAGGUUAUAUUACACCCAGGGGUGUGGUUCUUCAGUGUGUACUACUUACUGUUCGCUAUCUGUCUCUGUCCUAGGGGUGGGGGUUGAUACAGUAACUCCUCUCCUUUCUCUCUCUCUCUCUCUCCUGUUGGACUGCAGGUUCCUGAGUGGAGCAGUGUGGCGAGGUCUUUGGUGGAGGGUACAUGCUGAGUCUGGUGGAGCUAGUGGCAGGCAGGGCUUGACUUUGGAGGGGAGGGGGUUGGCAGGUCACAUGUUUGCAUGCACACAUCCAUGGCCAUUAACAUCAUUCCAUAGCAGUGGAGAUUCCUGAGGUGGUAGCUAUGCCUCUAUAGGAGGGGAGUGUUCUUCUAAACUGUCUAUACACAACACAGAGUAACCAAUCCACUGCAGCAUACCAGCAAGAUCAGGGACCAGGGAGGGGGCUUAUAGUUAGACUCACAACAUCUUUUAUAAUGAGAGAUAAGCAAUGAAUACACUACUACUCCACUAUUACGCAUCUCUUAAUGUUGUAUUUCUGCUCUUCAGGCAACAUCCAGCACUAACAGCCUGCCUUGUUGUUGCAUUGUUACAUUCUCAUUCCGUUGUUUGGGAAUGUCUGCCUGACUGUGCUACUCGCCUGCAGUCGCCUUACCUUAACGUGCUUCAGCAUGUCUGUAAUAUGAACUGUUAUUACGUCAUACAGGAAGGAAUGCAGCAUCUUGUAUGUAACUCUGUGGUUGCCCCCGCCGCCCGUUGGUUCACUUCUAAUCUUCCUGUCUGUCUCCUUCAUUCAUCCAUGAUUUUGGUUUCUUUUGUCUCCGUUUCUUUUCUUUCUGUGUUAAUCGAAACAUUCCCAUCGUGCUGUGUGUGUUGAGCGUCACCUCUGUCGUGCUCUUGUUCAGGAUCUCAUGUGGCACGGCCACUCAGAUCAGCGUAGGAGCAGUACUUCUCUAGAAACAGCAUGCCUGCCCUUACACUACCACUUCAUCCCCUCCUCCUCAACCCUGCACCAGCACUGCAGACCGGAGAAAGGCAGCAUGCCAGCAGAGGGCCCUCCUCCCUCACCAGCCAGUCAUCACACAGCAGCUCAGGCUAGGAAACCUGGAGGCUGAGCUGAGACAAAUGACGGGGCAUCCACCCGCAAUUCAACGACAACACUCCAAAUCUCCUUGCAGUCUCUGCCUUAAUACUAACUCUGGGAGUGGGGAUGGACCUGCUGAUUGCUCUUCCAUCACUCUCUGCCGCACACAAGGGCUCCAACCGACAGUCUACGGUGGCUUGCUGUGGUGCUCCUCUGCGCCCCACCCAGACUCCUGCCGCGUCUCUUCUCCUCGGUCUCACAGGAGCAUCCUUGGGGCUUUGCUGCGUGCGGUCUCCACGUGAAAGAGUGUUGCAUUCCCAUACCGUUCCUGUUUCAAGCGCAUAUUAUAAUUGUGAAUGUGAUUAUACAUAUGUAUGCGUACUAAUGUGUGUAUGCAUAUACGUAGUUUGUUUUAUUACUAAAUUGUAUGUGUUAACAUCUCUUUUAUUUCAUUCUGAAUGUGUUUUUAUUGUGACUUUUUAUAGGGAUUUUAAUCAGAUGAAUGACUCACUUCUCAGAAUCGUGCCGUUAGCUCAAAGUAACCAUGCAUUGUUGUCAGAACAUCCUUCUGAAUAGGGACAUGGUCUUCACUGAUGCACUUUUGCCCUGUAGCAUUUGAAUCGAAUAUCAAUGAAUAAAUGAAUGAAUGAAAUGGACUCUGUAUGCUACCUUUUGUACAAAUGUAAGGUGACCACUAUGUUAUUAUAGGAGGUGUAGAGUUCAGAACUACCACAAAAUAAAGGCAUUUACUGUAGCUAGCCAUGUAAAUGCUUUUGAUACUAACCCUCUUGAAUUGAAUGGAUUUGAAAGUGAAUUGAAUUUGCAUAUGAGCAUAAUUGACAUGGUGAGUGAUUGGACUUUAAUCAAAGAAGUUAAGUAGCUUUUAUGAGACUGACACAGCGUUUUACCCUUGGCAGGGUAUAAUAUUAGCUAUUAAAAACAACUUUUUCUGUGGUAAAUUUGAUGGUCCCACUUUGAAAUGCUUAUACGAGCAGUGCUUUAGUUCUUAAUAAAUACUUAAAGCUGUGAAAGUGACAUUGUUAUCAUAUCAUGAUAUGCUCAUCUUACUUGAACUGUACCUCUGAACUUCCUAAAGAACCCCAUGUUCGUACUUCCAUUGGAUGUCUUGAUUAAGAGCGAUCUGCUUCGUUGAUUAAUGUGCACUAACAAAGCUCAUGCAGAUCAAAUGGAACAGUGCAUGUUAUAUAAAUCCUGUUGAUUUUUAGUUUAUCAUGUCAAUUCCAUUGCCUGCAUGAAUGCUCUCAUUUGAAUCAUCACUCCUCUCUUGUUGAACUGGUUAAUAGGUGUGUUAUCAGAAAGUGGGGGUUGGAAUCCUCCCUUUCGUUUCAGUGAAAUUCCCUUGAGUGGCUUUCAGAGCAUGAAGGUGCUUGACUCAACAUUUCUGGAGCUUACAGCAAAUAUGUAUUGACCCUACCCUACAAUAUAAUCCAAUAUCAUCCAAUAUCUAGAACAUGGCAUUGUAGAUCUCUAAAUCAGGAGAAGCUGUCAUGGUGUAAGUAGUUGAUUUGAAUAUGAAGCACCUUAACCCAUUAAUUUCAGCAGUGUGUGUGUCUGGUUAUCCUUCAUUAGUAGGAUUUUGACACGCUUUUCGCUAAUGGCCUAAAACAGUGCCGACCGUAUUCUUGGCACCUUGGUGCAAGUGGCCUUCAGUGGUGACAAAGUAUGACGAUAGAUAAUGCUGUAGGUUUUUCACUAGCAACCUUAAGCGAAAGUUAUGCGAUUUAAAAAUGUGAUUUUCACUUUGGAUUAAAACUGUGAGCUAAAUCAUAUCCAUUAUGCUGUAAUUCUGAUUAUUAUGCAAAAAAACCUAACAAUAUGCUUUAAGAUAUCACGGCAAGGAGCAAAUUGUGUUAUCUACCAACCUAGCUGAGUUGGCAUGGUAGCAAAUUCAUUUCAUUGCAAAAAAUAGAUAUGAUAAUCUCACUGUUGACUCUUAUUUUAACACAUUGUAAUAAUCAAUGGCAGUACUUCUAUUUCUUCAUGUUGAUGUGCACAUCUCUUUACUUUUUCAUGUUGUCAAGACACUUUGUGGGGGUAAAAAAAAUCUGUUUUUUCUCAUUGUUCUAAUAAAACAAACAUGAACAUA
Oncorhynchus nerka (sockeye salmon) is the source of this 5643-nucleotide messenger RNA. Its product is annotated as formin-binding protein 1-like. Gene Ontology annotation, molecular function: protein binding. The record is from RefSeq and is a predicted model, not a curated record. The transcript has 14 exons. NCBI's taxonomy places the organism in Eukaryota, Metazoa, Chordata, Actinopteri, Salmoniformes, Salmonidae. Gene Ontology annotation, biological process: signal transduction. Bases 142 to 1839 code for a protein of 565 amino acids.